UAAAUGGAUAUCUUCAGUAGUUUGAAAUCUGUCAUGCAUUUAGCAGAGUGAACUUAAAUUUUGUGUAUUAGUUGGACUCUUUAAGCAAUUUAACUGGACAAUCUUUAGUCACACAUUUCUUGUUCUUUUACGUUUUUGUUGGGAAAGGAGAGGUGUAGAAAUUAAAAUAUUAAAAAUCCCUGUUUGGUACCUUUCCAAUUGAAAUGCUUUGUUCACUGUGUAACAACAUUUCAGAUUACAAUCAUUUCAAGUAAAUGGAGAUCCAUUGAGACUAUCUUUAUAAACAUCAGUUAAAAUCAAUACUGUACCCUGCUGGGUUUAUUUGUCAUAUAUGCCAGGAAAGCACUCUAUCCUUUUUCACUAUCUUUGUUCUUGUACAGAGUUUUGCUCCUUCCAGUAUUUAUCCAGUUUUUGUUUUCACUAUUCCCAGCCAUAUAUAAUGUAUAUUUGGGUGAAUAAACAUUUUAUUGCCUUUCCACUUCCAUCAGAAACUGUUCAGAUUAAGAUUUUUGUCUUGAAUUCCUAGCUGCUAUAAUUAAGGUAUUCGGUGCAUUGCUCAGUCUUGUAACUGUUUGAAGAUGUUUUCACUUGGCCGUUGGAAUGAAUCUGAUCACUUGGCAUUCCUGUGGCAAGAUAAGUUUUACAUAAAUAUUACAUUCUGGACAAUAAUUUCUUUCCAAAAUUUGUUUAUUUCUGAAGUUUACUUGUCAGGAAAAUUAUCUUCCAUCAAAAAUGUCAAAUAAAAUAUCUGUGUUGGUGAAAGAAAGAAAAGAAACGAGGUCUGGAGAAGCACAAGAGAUCAUCUGCCAGAAAAGGAUGACAUUUACAUCUUGAGGGGGUGGGGGAGGGGUGUGAAUAUACAAGUGAAGGGUUAAAUUUUUUUUAAUCAUCUGAAAUGGAUCAAACAUCAAGUUCAAUGUAAAACUAUUGGAAAGUGAUCUAGUUGAAACUGCUGCAAUGAAACUUGAUGCCUGUGCUGGAGGGUAGUGUGAUGUGGAUAAUUGAGGCAGGUUCAAUAAUUAAGAUAGUAAGAGAUUCUUCUACUUCUUUCAGUUAGUCCUGAUGAAGAGUCUCGGCCUGAAACAUCGACUGUACUUCCUAUAGAUGCUGCCUGGCCUGCUGCGUUCCACCAGCAUUUUGUGUGUGUGUUAAUAAAAUUUGAAGGUAGCAUUGAGCCAUCUUAAUAAAGUGUAAUCUAUCAUUGUCAAAGCAAAGCCAUUUUUCAAAGGAAGCCUGAUUUUGGAAAUGGGGAGAUUAAAAAUCAUGCAUGGGAACAGGCGGAGGAAAAGGGUAAAGUUUUAAGUUCCGAAGCAUAUGUGGGGAAAAGAAACAGCAUUUCAGCUCAAUGUACUUCUAUCCUACAAAUUGUUUUCCUGUGUUUUUUCCAACAUUUCAUUUGAAAUUUGCAGCAUUGUUACAAAAAGUAAUGAAUGUAUGAUUAGGUUAAGUGCUUGAUCUGUUAGAUUUAUUGUAAAUGCAUUUUUAAGUUUAUUUUGUGAACAGAAAAUAGAAUGUUGGACAACCUUCCGCUGACUUAUUUCCAAUUAGUUCCUAUGCCACCAUUUGUAUUCAAUCAUUUAUAGCUGGCAUUUCUAUAUAAUCCUUCAAGUGCUGGUGGACGAAGGAGGUUAGAACUUCGUCUUGUUACUUGUUCUUAUAUAUUGAGUGGAGUCGUAAGAACCACCUUGCACUCAACAGCAUUAAGAUGGAGGAAUCGAUUGUAAACUCCAGGAAGAAGUUGGGGAACACACACCGAGGGAUCCGAAGAGGAAAAGUUGAGCCGUUUCAAGCUCCUGGGUGACAACAUCUCUACUGAAGAUCUAUAUUAAAGCAAUUACAAAGAAGGCACAAUAGCGGCUAUAUUUCAGUAGCAGUUUGAGGAGUACUGGUAGGUUACCAACAUCGCCCGCAAAUGUCCAGCAGUACAACGGAAGAGCAUUGUAACUGGUUGCAUCACCGUCUUUCAUGACAUAGCAGUGCUAUUAAACCCGAUAAAUUCCUGAUGAAGGGUCACGUUCCGAAACGUCGACUCUUGCUCUUUUCUAUAGAUGCUGCCUGACCUGAGUUCCUCCGGUAUUUUAUGCUUGUUGCUACUACUACAUCUAUUCUGAAUUCACUUGCGGGAAGUCCGCAAUGGUCAUGCGUGUAAAGCAGCAAAACGUUGCGCAUUGGCGAGUGGCUGAGCGAUAAGUACGUAUUAGUUUGUCAUUGGUUAAAACUAUGCUUGUAAGACAUUGUGACCAAUCGGUGCUAAACGAAGGGCUCAAAGGCAGAGGACAACCAAUCAAGAUUCUGGUGCUGAGACAAUGCUUUACCAAUGAUACUCGGCUGCUGGAGUUCGGCCGCGCAAUGAAUGCGAUGUGUCUGAGAAAGCGGGGCGUCUCGGUGGUGGUCAUGAUGCUGUUCCUCGGCUCCUUUACCGCCUUGCUGGUGAUGCAUCUCAGGGGUGCCUUAUGGCUGCUGCGAUGCCGGCUUUUAGACUCGGGCUUGGGCAGCGACUCCAGCACCGAGCUCAGUCUCACCUACAGCGGGGUUGAACUGAGCCAAAUCGGCGAGCCCUGGGCCUUCAGGCAGAGAGCGGGUCCAGAUCUCCAGUUGGAGGCUAAAGCUGCUUUGCACCAAGCUCUGGAGAUGAAGCGUCUGGGGAAGAGAGAAAAGGCACACAAAUUGUUCAUGCAUGCCUUAAAUAUGGACCCACACUACGUAGAUGCAUUGAAUGAACUGGGUGUCUUCAUGGAAGAGAACAAGGAUGUUAUUCAAGCCGACCAUUUGUACACAAAAGCAUUGACCAUUUCUCCAUGCAACGAGAAGGCACUGGUCAAUCGUGACAGGACGUUACCUCUGGUAGAAGAAAUUGACCAAAAGCAAUUUAGUAUAAUUGACCACAAGGUUAAAAAGUUGAUGGCUAUACCCAAAGGGAAUGCAGCGUUGCACCGUGUGAUGGAGGAAAGUUAUUACCAUCAUAUUUAUCAUACUGUGGCUAUUGAGGGCAAUACACUGACCCUUUCUGAGAUCAGGCACAUCAUUGAAACAAGGUAUGCCGUACCUGGAAAGAGCCUGUUGGAGCAGAAUGAAGUUAUUGGAGUUGAUGCAGCCAUGAAGUAUCUCAACAAAUCCCUGCUAUCGAGAAUUGGAUCUGUUAAUACAGAUGACAUUUUACAGAUUCACAGAAGGGUCUUGGGUCACGUUGAUCCUGUAGAGGCUGGAAGAUUUCGAACCAAUCAAGUCUUCGUAGGCCAUCACAUUCCUCCCCAUCCCAGAGAUGUCAGGAAACAAAUGCAAGAGCUUGUCCAGUGGUUGAAUUCUGAAGAAGCCAUGAGUCUACAUCCUGUGGAGUUUGCUGCCCUUGCCCAUUAUAAACUUGUUUAUAUCCAUCCCUUUGUAGAUGGGAAUGGAAGGACGGCUCGAUUACUGAUGAAUCUUAUUUUAAUGCAGGCAGGAUAUCCACCUAUCACAAUCCGCAAGGAGCAGCGGGUUGAGUAUUAUACUUCAUUAGAUUUGGCCAAUGAGGGAGACGUUCGGCCAUUUAUCCGCUUUAUUGGGAAGUGCACAGAGAUGACGCUUGACUUACUGCUGAUUGCAACAGCUGAUCAUUCUGUUGAUAAAGGUUUACCUGAAGCUAAUCCAAACCACUCAGAUUAUACACAAACCAUCUUAGUUAAAAACUAAUGGUUUAAUGGCUACGAUUGUGAAUGUGAACUCUAGCUCAA
This is a messenger RNA of Hypanus sabinus (Atlantic stingray), 3710 nucleotides long. RefSeq names its product FIC domain protein adenylyltransferase (gene ficd). Lineage: Eukaryota; Metazoa; Chordata; Chondrichthyes; Myliobatiformes; Dasyatidae. The coding region runs from base 2221 to 3669 and encodes 482 amino acids. The record is from RefSeq and is a predicted model, not a curated record. Gene Ontology annotation, molecular function: protein binding. The transcript has 2 exons.